Molecule: messenger RNA, 3987 nt
Organism: Daphnia carinata
Lineage: Eukaryota; Metazoa; Arthropoda; Branchiopoda; Diplostraca; Daphniidae
Gene: larp
Product: la-related protein 1B-like
Exons: 16
Coding region: 297-3731 (1144 amino acids)
Biological process (GO): positive regulation of translation; mRNA stabilization
Cellular component (GO): cytosol; cytoplasmic stress granule
Molecular function (GO): RNA cap binding
Source: RefSeq, a predicted model, not a curated record
CUCUGUCUGUAGACCGAGGUGUAUGUCUGUAUGCGCAUACAUACAGCGUAUGUUGUUGAUUCCGCGUGUCAGUUUUUGUCACGCACUCGCUUUUCCUCAUUUCAUUGAGCAGUGAAGGGGAGAAAACUCGCAGUGAUCCAUCGGAUGGAUGAUGAAGAGUCAUAGAAAAUUGUUCGAGUGUAUGUAAACAUUCUACUAAGUUAUUUAUCAAAAGUCUGCAUUAUAAGAUUAUCUGUGACUGCUAAUUGGAAUCCACACGUGUCAGCCAGGCCAGUUGGUUAAGACGUAAAAUAAUCAUGGCGACCCUGACAGAGUCGACUGCCGUCGACUUGCCUUCGGCGAACGGUAAUCAUAAAGAAGCUAUUAGCGACACACAAAAGUGUGGGCCUCCUUGCCAAGUAAUCUCUCCCAAGAAUCCCGAUACCAAUGAUGAAAAUGCCUGUUCCAUUGAAAAAGCUACCGAAGAAGCAUUGAAGGAAGGAAGUGAGAAUAAAAAAUUUAUUGAGGCCCCGAUUCCUAAAGUAAAUCCAUGGACUGUCAAUCGCACUGGUUCACACCAGGUUGGGCCAAGCAAGCCGCCAUCAAGACAUUUCCUAGGGAGACCCCUCCAGCAGCAAAGGCAGCAGCAACCUACAGUUGUUAAAGCCAAUAUAAUGGAUAGGAGAAAAGUCAAUGUCAAGGCUAGCGAUUUCAGUGACGUAGGAGACUGGCCGACCUUGGGCGAAGCUGCUCACGCAGCUGCAGUGGUACGACCGAAAGACGAAGUACCAACCGUUACGGUUUCGGUAAUCAAUAAGCCUCGCACCUGGGCAGAUGAGGUCAUCGUCGAAGAAUUGGAAGAGGGUGAAAUUGUCGAGAAUGAUGAAGGGAAAAAGAAGCAUGAAAUUACGAGUCGUGUGGAGAAAACCAUUACACCUAAAAAGAAUCUGCGCCGUUCCACUGGGGAAGAGUUAGAAGAAGGAGAAAUAGUGAGCUCGGACGAGGAGGCUCAUUUGCCUCAAGUAACUGUCCGGAAAACUGACAAAAAAAUAACUCAGUCUAGCCCUAACAACGCAGCUUCAAACAAUAAAGAUAAACGAGGAGUAGAAAAUAAAGAAAAUCGCGCUGACAAAAAGAAAAAGGGACCAAAACCCCGUUGGGUACCGCUCGAUAUCGAACCACCAUCGGUACGACCAAAGUCCCAAAAAAAUAAAUCGUCUCGAUCCCCAAAAGAUGUAUCUAACAGUACUGCUCAAGAUGGACGGAAAAGCGCUGCAAAAGGAGAAGUUAAAGAAAAGAGAAUCAACGGCGACCAACAAGAAUCUGGUGGUCCUCAAAGGAAUAACCGUGGAAUGUCCGGCUCUGGUCGUGCAGGACGUGGACGUCAUCGAUCACGAGGGAAUGCGCUUGGUCGCUCUCGAUCAGCACCUCACGGCGAUGGAAUUAUUGAAUAUUCAGAUUUUAUGGCACCCAUAUUCUCAGCUGGAUUGGCAGAUUAUGGCACUCAAGACUCUCCAUUUGUAACUCCGUUUGUUGGUAUGGCUGUCGGUGGCGUUGGCCUGGGUCAUGUCCCUACCAACGUGGCUCUUCUCGUUCCCGCUGUUCUACAGCCGCAUACGAAACCAGUUGGAGAUGCAUCAGUCGUGAAAGAUCUUGUGAGGAAACAAGUUGAAUACUACUUCAGUGAGGACAAUUUGCAAAGAGAUUUUUUCUUACGUCGUAAAAUGGACUCCGAAGGUUAUCUACCUAUAUCGCUAAUUGCAUCCUUUCAUCGCGUUCAAGCAUUAACACAAGAUGUCAGUCUCGUUAUACAAGCACUUCAGCAAUCCUCUUUGUUAAAAAUCAAAGACUUGGUGAAGGUUCGAACUGUUAAUGAUCCUGAAAAAUGGCCCAUCCUUCCUGAAACGGUUAAAAGCGAAGAGCAACCAGAAACAAUUGUGACAUCCACAGGAGGCAAUCUUGAAGAGAAAUCUGUAAAUAUUGAGACACCUAAUAUCACGAUGCCUGAACCCGAAUCCGCUAAAGUGGAAGUGAUAAAACCUGAUACAACGAAAGUUGGUCCAGCCAAACCUAAAUCACCGAAAAGUGGACCAACCAAAUCUGAAGUCGUGACUACAAACGAAAAUGCAAAGACUAGUCUUCCUAAAACAAACGAAGAAGAAUGGAAAGAGGUCAAGCGCCGUGUUAGAGAUAGGCAGUCAUCAGUUUCAUCCUCUAGUGGAACCUUACCCUACGAAGCGGCAGUGGAAGAGAAAAUAGCUGGUCGAUCGAGGCAGUCAUCUGUUAGUUUGUCUAAAAACGCAAUUGGUCCAAAAUGUGAAGAUAGGGAAGAACUCGAUUUUCAAUUCGACGAAGAAUUGGACCGGCUACCGGUGGUGAAACAGAAUACUUUUACCACUGAUUGGUCUGAUUCUGACGACGGUGAAUACGAUGAAGUCGGCGAUGAUUUCAUAAACAAGAUUUUGAUUGUCACGCAAAGCAAUCGGCCAACCAAACACGAAGGUUAUGACCGAACUGGAGAUUGGACAACGCGCACCAAAAUCACACAAGAACUCGUGCACGACAUAGAGGAUGGAUUGCGUUAUUAUGAGCAAGACUUGUGGAACGAUCACGAAUGGGCUCCUUCGGUUAAUCCCACCUCAUCUUUCAAGACUGUCAAUUUGAUAUCGCGUGAAGAUUUUGAAAAGAUAGCACCGAAGUCGCAAAAACAGGAUAUACCUCAACCUCCUCCACCACCUCCACCUUCUCUAAGAAUUUCUUCUAUGCAUAAUCGAGGAAGAGGAAGAAAACCAGAAGUGCCACGCUUUUAUCCGGUAACGAAAACGGAUCCAAUACAUUUCGAUGAACGCACACCUCGCAAAAGAAAGACAAGGCAUGGCGAUAAUCCACCUGUAGAGUGUCACGUUGGGUGGGUGGUAGACUCAAAAGAACACAGAGUACGAACAACCAGCGUAGGAAGCUGUGACUUGGGCACUAGCCCUGCGGAAAAGAGUUCAAUAGCAGGUAGCUACGGUAGCACACCUCAGUCGCUACCGACUUUCCAACAUCCAUCACACGCACUGCUAAAGGAAAAUGGUUUUACGCAACAAGUAUACACCCGCUAUCGUGCUCGAUGUCUCAAAGAACGCAAACGUGUGGGAGUUGGUCAGUCACCCGAGAUGAAUACGCUGUUUCGUUUUUGGUCGUUUUUCCUUCGUGCCAACUUUAACCGAAAAAUGUUUGACGAGUUCCGUCGGCUUGCUCUUGAAGACGCGGCUGUUGGUUAUCGUUACGGACUGGAGUGCCUCUUCCGUUACUUCUCGUACGGAUUGGAAAAACAUUAUCGCCAAGAACUCUACCAGGUUUUCCAGGAAGAAACAAUUCGCGACUACGAAACGGGUCAACUUUACGGCCUUGAGAAAUUUUGGGCCUUUUUAAAAUACUACAAAAACGGCCGGAAACUCUCAGUCGACCCCAAACUUCAGGAAUAUUUGUCCAAGUUUAAAACUAUCGAAGAUUUCCGCGUCGUCCAGCCUCUUGAUCAACGUAGAUCCAAGUCACUAGGCAACAGAAAACGAUCGGAAUCUGAAAGCUUAGGCGAUGCUCGCAGAUUUACUAAGCAAUCGUUCCAUCAUCAGAUGACUAAGAGGUAUGGCUCCGGAAGGAUUGUUCAUGUUUCUUCUGACGAACCAACAGCCAAAAACGUGAAUACCGCUGUGAAAACCAAUCGUCGAACGCGUUCACAGAGCUUUACUGACAAUUCGACCGCGUAGGGAGAAAACCGGACUGAGAAGGGUGGGGAGGGAUAAUUCGACCUGAUAAAGAAACACGAGUACAAAGCGCGAAAUAAUGAAAGUCGGUUAGUUUACUCAAAAAAGUCUGCCCAAAUUUUUCAGAUUUAUCAAUCCAGACAGACGUAACAUCUUGAAAAAAACAACUAUAAAAACAAAAAAAAAUUUUACGAUAUAGGACUCCAGUGAAGUAGUGUGUGCCUUUGGGUGGGUUGUAAACUUUUCUCUUUUCUCUUGU